Molecule: messenger RNA, 1096 nt
Organism: Neoarius graeffei (lesser salmon catfish)
Lineage: Eukaryota; Metazoa; Chordata; Actinopteri; Siluriformes; Ariidae
Gene: b9d1
Product: B9 protein domain 1
Exons: 7
Coding region: 135-722 (195 amino acids)
Biological process (GO): cilium assembly
Cellular component (GO): MKS complex
Source: RefSeq, a predicted model, not a curated record
CUGAAAUUGCUGUUAGCAACCAGCAGCCAUUUGAGUGUGAACAGCUAGCCUUUCUCCUUACAACUAAAUAGUAUUCGCGAAGAAAACGUGUCUGUAAUUUUAAUGUUGUAUAUUUAUUAAUUAUUGUUGUGAAAAUGACCUCAAAUAACCCUUCCGUUUUUCUUCUCAUGGUCAAUGGACAAAUCGAAACAGCUAAUUUCCCGGAAUAUGAUGACUUAUAUUGCAAGUAUUGUUUUGUGUAUGGACAUGACUGGGCUCCAACAGCAGGACUGGAAGAGGGGAUAUCUCAAAUAACAUCGAAAGGACGAGAUUCUUCUCAGAGCCUUGUGUGGAACUUCCCCCUGGACAUUACUUUCAAAAGCACAAACCCAUUUGGCUGGCCUCAGGUUGUGGUGAGUGUAUAUGGGCCAGACACAUUCGGAAAUGACGUGGUCCGGGGUUACGGAGCUGUGCAUGUCCCCUUUACCCCUGGAAAGCACACAAGGACAAUCCCAAUGUUUGUUCCUGAGUCCACAUCGAGGCUGCAGAGACUCACAAGCUGGUUGAUGGGUAGGCGUCCUGAGUUCACAAAUCCUAAAAUCGUUGCUCAGGGAGAGGGAAGAGAAGUAACCAGGGUGCGCUCUCAAGGCUUUGUAACCAUCCAGUUUAACAUCAUUACCAAAGACAUGAAGAAGUUGGGAUAUGACGUCGGCCAAACGCCAGCCAGGAACCUGAUGCCAUAGCUGUUACACACUCAUUAGACCUCGUUUCAUAAGUGUGCAGAUCUAAUUAUAUACUUCAAAGUACAUUAUAAAAUAGAUUUGCAUAGGCCUACUAUUCUUCCAUGCACCACUCAUUGCAGCAUUAUUUCAUUACUAAUAUUUUCCUGUCCUUUUGUAUUUUGUUUACUUGCUUUUUAUACAUCUUUUUUUUCCCCUUUUUAGCAUAAGGGACUCAGUUGGGGUACGAGCCCUGUUCUUAUCCCUUGCCACAGUGUUUACUGUUUUGUAUUUGUAUUCAACAGCUUUUACUGCAUAGUUAGCAUCAUGUUUAUUUAAGCUAUAAAACCAAGAUGUUUUGUCUAUCCUAUUACUUUUAUACAUUUGUAAUAAAAUUU